Amaranthus tricolor (Joseph's coat) is the source of this 1261-nucleotide messenger RNA. Its product is annotated as 21.7 kDa class VI heat shock protein. NCBI's taxonomy places the organism in Eukaryota, Viridiplantae, Streptophyta, Magnoliopsida, Caryophyllales, Amaranthaceae. The coding region runs from base 166 to 747 and encodes 193 amino acids. The record is from RefSeq and is a predicted model, not a curated record. The transcript is spliced from 3 exons.
UAACAUCAUCUUUACAAUCCUGACAAGAUUCCAAAAGAAUUUGUUCUGUUUUCCUUUUCAAAAGUUUUUCCUUCAAGACUUACAACAAGAAUAAAACUUAAAAACUAAGAAGUAUUUCAUAGUCUAAACUCCCAAUAAGUGAUUUUAGUUGAGCAAAAUUCCUAUAUGAUGGGUAGCUGCAAACAAGUAGAAGUGCUUCUAGAAGAUCGGACACCCCAUAAAUGGAUCAUUCCAUUAACAGAAGACAGUUUUCAAGGCUUCUUAACAAAGGGAAAUCAUGUAAUCCGUACAGUUUUUGGUGAUGGAUCAUUGUUUAGUCCUAUGUUGUUUGGGAAGUUUUUUGAUCCUUCUGAUGCUUUUCCUUUGUGGGAUUUUGAAGCUGAUGUUUUACUCUCUAUUUCACCAUCUUCUGGUCAAAAUAAGGUCGAUUGGAAUCGGAAUGAUAAGGAGUUUCUACUGAAAGCAGAGUUACCAGGAUCAGGAGAGCAUACAGUGCAGGUAUGUAUAGAGAAGGGAAAGAUUCUUGAGAUUAGUGGUUUAUGGAAGCAACAGGUUGAUUCAAAUGUAAAGAAUUGGAAAACGAAUCAUUGGUGGGAACAUGGAUUUGUUCGAAGAAUUGAAUUACCAGAAAAUGCAGACUGGAAAAAGAUAGAGUUGCAGUUGAUGUUUAAUUCUCUUUUUACCGCUAAUAUGGGUAAGAUUGCGGACAUCCUACUUUUGAACUCAGGCUAUGUGAAAAUUAAUUAAUCGUAUUGAGGUAAUGGAAUUAUUACAUUGUUGUAUGAUGCAAUCAUAAAUUAACUUAGUGAUUGGAGGAUUAUCUUUCACCCUUUGAUAAGGAUUUCAUGCUGAUCACCAACAAUAGAUUGAAUUAUUUCUCUUUUCUUAUUACUCGGCUGUACAGAUCCUUUGGCUUAUUCUUGAAUCAAAAAACAACAUUGGUAUUUAUUGCUAUCCUUUUCAUUGUGUCGUCACUUUUUAAUUAAAUUUUUCAUUUUGCCUCUGAUUAUUUCUCUUUAUAAAACAUUAUCUGUCAAGAAAUAACUCAACCAAGGAUAUGUUAUAUACUCUUGUCACACAAGAACCCUUUGGAACAGAAGGGUGAAGACAAAACGUGUCAUUCUCAUUUCUGGCGCUGCAUAUUCCACUAUAAAUGAGGGGUGAUUGAGAUUCAUACCGUGACCUCUUAUCACAUUGGCUUCUGAUAUCAUGUCAAAAAACAAACUCAACCAAAAACUUAAGUUGAUGGUUGAGGCCUCAG